Messenger RNA from Candida tropicalis MYA-3404, 2067 nucleotides. RefSeq names its product Kis2p (gene KIS2). NCBI's taxonomy places the organism in Eukaryota, Fungi, Ascomycota, Pichiomycetes, Serinales, Debaryomycetaceae. The record is from RefSeq and is a predicted model, not a curated record. Bases 1 to 2067 code for a protein of 688 amino acids. Gene Ontology annotation, cellular component: cytoplasm; nucleus; nucleotide-activated protein kinase complex. Gene Ontology annotation, biological process: signal transduction. Gene Ontology annotation, molecular function: protein kinase binding. The transcript has a single exon.
AUGGGUAAUAAUACUUCAACAACGGGUUCUACUGGUUCGGGUAUCAUUCGUCGAGGUUCUGAAUCAACUAGAAAGUCAACAGCUUCUGCAAACUAUAAUAACCUUAAUGGAAAAGAUCAUUUUAAUGAUAAUAGAGUCAGAAAAUCAUCAGCAGGUAAAAAUACUAAUUCAUUGGAUGAAGAAUUUAGUGAUUUGAUCUUACACCAAGUAGUCACGAAACCAAGUAAUUCAAAUUUGGUUCCACAGCAACUGCAAUCACAAUCACAAUCACUGCAGCAACCACCACCACGACAACAACAACAGAAGAAACAACUUCCACACAAUCAAUUUAGUAACGAUUUAAUAGAGGAUGAGUUUAAUGAAUUGAAUGAAGUGUUGGUGGAAACUGAUUCUACUGCCUUACAAAGAAACAUUCUACCAGAUGAUGGGUUUGAGAAUGAGAAUUCUUCUUCUAGUGAUACUACUCCAACUACCAAUGAUUCAACAACAGUUACUGAUGAUAUGGACAUCGAUGAACCAUUCCCACAAGAUUACGAUGCUGGGAGUGAUGUCGAAGAUGAAGAUGAAAUCAUGAAUAAUGCGCCAGAUAGAUCUACAACUCCAACUCCAGAUUUAACAAAAGUUGAUUUUACAAAGAUUACCAGUCAAAAACCACCUUCUUUGUCGAACGAAAAUGUCAGUGUGCCUCCUCCAGCACAAAUGUUGUCUGCAGCAUCAGUUGCAAGAAGUGUGCAUUCUCCUUCACCAAAUCUUGAAAACCAAAAAUAUUUGCAACAACGUCCUUCGAAAUCAAUGAAGACUGAUCAAAGUACAACACCACAGAAUCAUAACUACCAUCAUCAUCAUCAUCAUAAUCAACACAAUCAUCAUUAUCACAACCACAACAAUCAUAAUCGUCAGAAACAACAAAUUUUAAUUCCAAUUGAAAUCAAAUGGGUUAAUGUAACCAAAGAGCAAAUUAAUAAAAUUGCCAUUAUUGGGUCAUUUUCAAAUUGGAGAGAUGUAAUUAAAAUGUAUCCAUCAACAAGUCACCCAAAUGAAUUUGUCACCACUAUCAAUUUGCCACUAGGAGUUCAUAAAUUAUUGUAUAUUAUCAACAACGAAUAUCGAGUAAGUGAUCAAUUACCAACAGCAACUGAUCAAGAAGGUAUUUUUUUCAACUGGUUUGAAGUUAUUGAUGAUACCCAUCUUUUCAAUCAUUCUAUGAAUCAACCUAAUCAUAUUGGUGCAAGUACUGAUUAUGAUGCUAAUAUCAUUAAAUUUGAAGAACCAGCAAUGGCUCAAUCACCUCAAUAUCAACAACAACAACAACAACAACAUGUUUACGGUGCUAGUGGAUCUCCAAUGAAUAAUAUAACUCCUAGACCAGCAGGUAAAUAUGAUGUUGAUAGAAUCCAUCAGAAAUCAGCAGAAUUGAUGCAUAAGAUAUCUAAAGAAUCAACAUCUGAAUUUGAACAUGUUGAAUUUAUUGAAGAUACUCAAUCUGAUCAAUUGUUACCUCCACAGGUAACCCAACCAAAUGAUAUUUAUGGAACAUCAUAUGAAAAUACUCAAUAUCAACCAUUUGAUUUAUCAUCUAAUAAUUCAAAUUCAUUUUUAGCUGCUAAUGCAGUUAAUGAACCAACAUAUGAAUAUUCAUCAGAAAUUCCUGAAAUGUUUAUUAAUUAUGAUUAUUUUAAAUUAAAACCAAGUAAUUAUGAAUUACCUGAACCUCCACAACUUCCACCUCAUUUGAAUAAUGUUUUAUUAAAUAAAAUUUCCUCAUCUGGUUCUUCAUCUUCUUCAGGUUCAGUACAUACUCAUAUUCCAACUAAUAUUUCUUCAAAUUCUGGUGGAUUAUCAAGUACUUCAACAAUAAAUUCAAUUAAAAGACCACCUUUAAGAAGAGCAGAUAGUUCAUAUUAUGCAUCAAGUAAAGAAUCUUAUCAUUUACAAAUUCCAAAUCAUGUCAUUUUAAAUCAUUUAAUGACUACAAGUAUUAAAAAUGAUGUUUUAACUGUUGCUUGUAUUACUAGAUAUCUGGGUAAAUUUGUAACUCAAAUAAUGCAUUCUCCGGCUGAUAAAUAG